Molecule: messenger RNA, 1188 nt
Organism: Bursaphelenchus okinawaensis
Lineage: Eukaryota; Metazoa; Nematoda; Chromadorea; Rhabditida; Aphelenchoididae
Source: the annotation of a GenBank genome assembly
AUGGGAAACCAGUUGUCGGAGUUCAAAGAGUCAUGGAAGGAAAAGCGAAAGGAGGAGGCGUUCAGUAAAAUAGAAGAAGUCAGGUCAAAGUUAGUUGACCGGUCGAAUUAUGAGGAGAAGACCGGCCUCGAACGGCUCAAAGACUUUUACGAUCUGGAUAAAGUGUCCUUGGAACGGUAUAUUGUGACUGAAGGGACGCGGCGGACGUUCUACAUCACAUUUAUUAUCGGAGGUCUUCUGAAUUUCAAAGAAGUCGAGAAUAGGGUGGAACUUUACGCUUCCGGGAAGAACUUUGGCAGUCCUAGGAAUCAAAUAGUAAGUAUAUGAUUUUUUUAUCUGUAUUUGAUUGUGUUGUUAAGAUCUUAAGAUAUUGCUUGAAGAAAAACAUUGUUUUAGAUAUGUUUAUAAAAUAUUUUUAGAUACGAAAGACAGAUUUCAAAAUUUUGCAAUUUAUGAAAAACGGGUUCAAAUACUCUCUCAAGUGCUCAUUUAUUUGUGGAUUGGUACUGUAAGUUAUUUUUUUUAAUUUUUAGUUAUCAAUCUUUACAGUAUGAAAUUGUUGUCUCAACAUAUGGAUCGUACUAUUAUAUAUUGUCAUAUAAACUGCUUUUAGAGUAGCCAACACGCACGCGAUACUGUUAACGAACCGGUUUCAGUACUGGUACCCUCCAGUUGUGACAGGUGCGUCAAAUAUGCUUUUUCAAGCAGGUUGGUGAACAUUCUUACAUUGAUUUCAUUUCAGCAUCAGCUCUCAGUGGAAUCGCGACGCCUUUGGGGAUUAAUGGAAUAAUACAGGCUGGAAUUCUGGGAGGUACACUAGGGUACGGUACUAUUUGUAGUUUCCAAGUGAUUUUUCAUUUUUGAGGUCAAAUUUUAACUCUAAUUCUAAGUUAAUAUAGUAACUUUGACGAUGAUAACACAUUACUUUACUUAAAUUUCAGAGGAAUGAUAUCUAGCGUCAUGUUCCUUCUGGGACUUUACAAAAACGCCGACUCUGCCAAUGAUACCUAUAACAUCUGUCGAGAAACAUUGGAGGCAGAAAUGGAUAAAAACCAGCAGCGACAAACAAAGAUUAGGAACUAUAUGUACAGUGAAGGGAUCAGUGUUAUGGCGAGGGCUGAGCACCUUUUGAAACAGAAGGAAGAAGAAGAAAAGUUGAACUCUGGGUUAGAUAACAUCAGCGACUGA